AUGACAUUCACGUACAGUCCAAUCGUCGAUCCCGUGUUCCAAUCAACAUGCCGUGACCGGAACGAGGAGCAGUACAUUAUAGUACAGUGUAACGAUUACGGCGAUGUACCGAUCAACCUGCCGGGAUGGAAACCGGAACCCAUCUGCCUAACAAAACACUAUCCCCGAGUUGCGGAAUCGAUCAAACAGAUGCAAGUGCGACCAGACGACGUGUGGAUCGUGACGUAUCCGAAAAGUGGCACCACCUGGACCCAGGAACUGGUGUGGCUCGUGUGCCAUGGACUCGACUACCAGAAGGCCCAAGAAAUUUCGCUCGAAGAACGAUUCCCCUUCAUCGAACUCGGCGGAAUACGUGAGCUACCGGUCACCAUGAAUCCGCUGCGGGAUGCUUUUGAGAUGCCGUCGCCUCGCUUCAUCAAAUCCCAUCUACCACCAGCAUUCCUCCCGAACGCCCUGUGGACGGUACAACCAAAGUUGGUGCAUGUACGCCGCAACCCAAAGUCGGUGGCCGUCUCGUACUAUCAUCAUUCCGUGUCCCUAGACUGCUACCGCGGUACAUUGGAGAACUUUGUCCGAUCGAUGAUGAACGAGCUCUCCUACUACUCUCCCUACCAUCGCCAUCUGAUCGAAUACAGUGAGCUGCGCUAUCCGAACAUGUUGUCGCUGUGUUUCGAAGACAUGAAACGAGAUCUACCCGAAACCAUUCGGAAGGUUUGCCAGUUCUUCAACAAGACUGACUACUCCGAGGCACAACUUCUGCAGCUAGCCGAACAUCUGUCCUUUGAUAAGAUGCGCGAAAACGCGGCCGUAAACAAGCGCGAUUGGGUCGCGUACAAUCUGCGACAAACGAACCGCAGCGAUAAACUGAACGAUGGCAAUAUGCAGUUUAUACGCCGGGGCGAAGUCGAUGGUUGGCGGAACGAAAUGCCCAAGAGUUUGGUGGAAGAAUUUGAUGGGUGGGUCAAACGGAACAUACCAGACGACAAAUACUCUUAUCUUUUCGAGUGAGGUAAUGAGGCCAUUACUUGUGCUACGGGGAAGAAGGCUUUACGGGUUAUUCCAUGCAUUGUUAUAGUUAUCUUUUAUCUGACGAGUGUUUGUGUAACGCAAUGGUAAAUCGUUUACCAAAACCCACAACUAAUUAUACAGUAAUAAUUUCUUUCCAGCAAAGCCCAUGCCGACCAUCUACAACUCCUGCGGUCAUUACAA
Molecule: messenger RNA, 1209 nt
Organism: Anopheles darlingi
Lineage: Eukaryota; Metazoa; Arthropoda; Insecta; Diptera; Culicidae
Product: luciferin sulfotransferase-like
Exons: 2
Coding region: 1-1008 (335 amino acids)
Biological process (GO): sulfation
Cellular component (GO): cytoplasm
Molecular function (GO): sulfotransferase activity
Source: RefSeq, a predicted model, not a curated record